GUAAGCCAUACGAACACCAACUGAAACUGAAAAAUUGAAAAAAAAAAGAAAGAAAAGAAAAGCUCUGCCUCUGAGCGUUCAACACUCUAUCCCUUUAUCCCAACCGGUGGAGGCAAAGAAAUCAAUCAACCAAGAAACAAAAGCAACGGGCUUUCUCAUGGGGAGCUCUUGCUUUUUGCACUCACCCCUCUCCCUCUCUCCUUUCCCCUCUUCUUCUUCUUCUUCCUCUCACCCCAUUUUCCUGUGUUCCUCCUCCAGGAAUGCAGAUACCAGGAGGAGGACGACGACGUUGCCAAUGGCGUCCCUGCGGCAGGAGGACUCAAACGACAGCGUUUGCAGCAGCAGGAGGGCUAUUCUGUUUGUGGGCAUUUCAGUUCUUCCAUUUUUGCAGCUCAGGGGCACUGCUCUUGAAGGCUUGGCCACUAAAGAAAGUGAGCUAAAGACACGGGAGGAGAGUAAAAACGCAGAGGAAGCACCUCAAACAAAUGGAGCAACAAAUCCCGUUUUGUCUCUCCUAAAUGGCAUUGGUAUAUUCAGUUCUGGUGUUGUCGGUGCACUCUAUUUGUUGACUCAGUCGGAAAAGAAAGCCACUGAUGCCAUCGUCGAAUCUAUGAAGACCAAGCUGAAAGAAAAGGAAGCUGCUAUUGUUUCACUGGGGAAGAGCUAUGAAUCUAAGCUACUAGGUGAACAGGAAGAACGGAGCAAGCAACUCGCAAAGGCAAAGGAAGAGCAGAAUUCCCUAACAAGCCAACUGAGUUCGGCAAAAAGUACAAUUGCAAGCUUAAGAAAGGAACUAAAUGGUGAGAAGAAAUUGAUUGAGGAGCUUAAAAUUCAAAUUGACAGUCUUAAAACCAACCUUUCAAGGGCCGGAGAAGAAAAGGUGGUACUUGAAGAAAAUUUGAAGGAAAAGCAAAACUCAAUUGAAGUCUUACAGGGAAGGAUUGAUUUGCUCAAUUCAGAUAUCAAGGAUAAAGAAAAUAAUGUUCAAAGUCUUGGCUCUUCUCUUGUAGCAAAAGAUAUGGAGUUGAAGGACUUGAAAUCUAUCUACAAUCAAACGAGGGAUGAACUAGCCAAUACACUUACAGAUAUUCAAAAAUUGAAAGGCGAAGUCCUGAAAAAUCAAAAGGAAUUGGAUUUGAAGAAUUUAUCUAUCGAUGAACUGAAUGCAACAGUUAGUUCUUUAAUUUCUGAGAUAGAUGAUUUGAAGAGGAAGUUUGUUGCUAUUCAGGAGGAAUACAAUAAGCUGAAAACAUCCUCCGCUAGAAAGGCAGAUUUGGAUUCUAAGCUUUUGGGAGAAAAGGAAGAGGAACUUCAGCAGCUAAAGGAAAAGCUUGAACUUGCUCUGAAUGACACGAGUAGAAACAAAGAAGUAAUUGCUGAUUUGACCCGAGAGAGGGAAAACUUAAAGGAAAUUCUGGAUAAAGAACUGGAAAAUGAAAAGAAUCUGAAACAUGAACUCAAUAGUACUCAGGAAGCUCUUGUAAAAUCAAGAAGUGAAGCUUCCAAUUUGGAAAAUCAAUUAAAACAGUCAAAAACUUUGUGCACGGAGCUUGAAGCUGAGAUCUCUAGGGUUCUGGCCGAGUUUGCUGGGGUCAGGGAAUCGCUGCAGAAGAGCCUUGAUGAGGCUACCUUAAGUGGUGAUGCGGUUGCUGGUGAGCUUGCUGCAGCAAAAGAACUUUUGAAGAAGACAAAUGAGGAGCUGCAAGUUCUGUCCCAGGACUUAGCAACUGUUGUGAUAAAACGUGAUAGCCUGCAGGAGGAAUUGGUUGAUGUCUAUAAAGAUGCUGAAAGAGCUUCUAAUGAUCUAAAAGAAGAAAAACAGCUAGUUUCUUCUUUAAAAAAAGAAGUUAAAGCUCUGGAGAGGCAGAUUUCGAAAGAUAAGCAGUCUCGUAAGUCUCUUGAAACAGACCUGGAAGGGGCUACCAAAGCACUGGAUGAGAUGAGCCGAAGUGCGUUGGUACUUUCCCAAGAUUUUGAGAGUGCUAAUUCUCUAAUUUCUAGCCUUGAAGAUGAGAAAAAGGUCGUUUACAAGUCCCUUACAGAGCAAAAGAUUGUGUCCAAAGAGGCCCGAGAAAACAUGGAAGAUGUCCGUAAUCUUGCCAUGAGACUGAGCAAGGAAAGGGUUGGUCUGGAGAAGAGAAGCAAAAAAUUGGAAGAGGAAUUGGCAUCUGCCAAGGGUGAAAUAUUGUGGCUAAGAAAUCAAAUAAACUCAUCCAAACAUCUUGUAAAUAAUCAGCAACUGCCGGAAAAGGCUGAAGAGCCUGUCACUGUCGCUCCAAGAAAACGUGGUAGGAGGAAAAAGGCUGCCGAGUAAAGGUAGUGAAGUACUUUAAUUGUGGUAAUCUUCUUUUCCCGAUUAUUUUGAGUCUUCCUGUACCAUCAUCCUAUGAAGCCAGUUGUUCUUUGGCUCUCUUGUUCUUGGACUUCAAAAUUUUUCCCCGAUAUGAAUGCGUUUUCAAGUAGGAUGCUGAGGGAGUAGUGAAAAAUGAUUUGUAUGUAACACAGAUGUGAUCCCUUUUACACACAUGUUCAGUGUAUAGUAUUGAUUCUGGAGUUUAGCGGAUGUAUAGAAGAGUCAAUAUCCAAUAUUUUCUUGCAACUUUCUGCAUC
Messenger RNA from Pyrus x bretschneideri (Chinese white pear), 2610 nucleotides. Its product is annotated as MAR-binding filament-like protein 1-1. The record is from RefSeq and is a predicted model, not a curated record. The transcript has 4 exons. NCBI's taxonomy places the organism in Eukaryota, Viridiplantae, Streptophyta, Magnoliopsida, Rosales, Rosaceae. Gene Ontology annotation, molecular function: chromatin binding. Gene Ontology annotation, biological process: mitotic chromosome condensation. Gene Ontology annotation, cellular component: chromatin; condensin complex; condensed chromosome. The coding region runs from base 158 to 2314 and encodes 718 amino acids.